Messenger RNA from Colletotrichum navitas, 384 nucleotides. RefSeq lists its product as uncharacterized. Bases 1 to 384 code for a protein of 127 amino acids. The record is from RefSeq and is a predicted model, not a curated record. NCBI's taxonomy places the organism in Eukaryota, Fungi, Ascomycota, Sordariomycetes, Glomerellales, Glomerellaceae. Gene Ontology annotation, biological process: carbohydrate metabolic process. The transcript has a single exon.
AUGGCUUCAGGGCUUGCACGCAAAUAUGAGAUCAACGCCGACAUGGGCGAGGGCUUCGGCCGAUGGAAGAUGGGCCCGGACGAAGAGUUGAUGCCUUAUAUCGAUGCCGCUAACAUUGCCUGCGGAUUUCACGCCGGCGACCCAGCCAUCAUGCUCAAGACCGUCCGCUUGUGCAAAAGGCACGGCGUCAAGGCCGGAGCCCAUCCCGGGCUUCAGGACAUGCUCGGCUUUGGCCGCAGGAAAAUGGAGACCGACCCCAACGAUAUGUACGCCAUGGUCUUGUAUCAGGUAGGCGCCCUCAAGGCCAUAUUGGACUCUGAAGGUGUCGAGCUGUCCCACGUCAAACCGCAUGGCGAGCUCUUCUUCUACAUGCAGAGGGAUUAA